AUGAAGUUAGUUUUUGUGCUGGGCAUUUUUGCCCUCGUCGCUUUAACGAGCGCAAGGGAAAUUCGAGAGAAACGUGACGCUGAUCUCGAAACUGCGGCUACAGGACAUCAUCACGAAAAGGGUGGCGGUAAGGAACAUCACCACCAUCACCACCACCACCACGACGAGAAAGGCCAUAAGGAACAUAAGGGUCACCACCAUCAUGAACACGGCCAUAAGGGCCACCACGAUCACGCCGGACACAAAGGGCAUGACGACGACCACGGCGGACACAAGAAGCACCAUCACCACGAGGACGGCCACCACCACCACCACCACCACGGCGAGAAAGGUGAGAAAGGACACGGAUUCGAAGAAAAGGGCCACUACCACAAAGGUCAUUCCACUAAAGGGCAUCACGGUGUUCACAAAAUAGAUGAGUUCAAGAAGGACAAACACUUCCACGAUAAGCAUGGAGAGUCUGGCCAUCACGAAGGCCACGGAGGCCACCACGAAGAACAUGGCCACAAGAAGGGAGGCCACUUCCACCACGGCCACAAACAUGGCGGCCACCACGAACAUCACCAUGGCAAGAAGGGACACCACGAGAAGGGUGGGCAUCACCACAAACACGAAGGCCACCACGAUGAGGGCGGCCACCACGAACAUCAUCACCACCACAAGGGCCACGGAAAGAAAGAUGGCCAUGAGGAUCACAAACACUGGGGCUUCAAGAAGGGUCAUUAA
This is a messenger RNA of Pararge aegeria (speckled wood butterfly), 726 nucleotides long. RefSeq names its product histidine-rich glycoprotein-like. The transcript has a single exon. Lineage: Eukaryota; Metazoa; Arthropoda; Insecta; Lepidoptera; Nymphalidae. The coding region runs from base 1 to 726 and encodes 241 amino acids. The record is from RefSeq and is a predicted model, not a curated record.